AAAAACCAUAAACACCAAGGACAUCCGGAAGAGAGCGCGCCUAGCCUCCUCAGGCACGCGAUUGGUUGAGGUCGGUUGAGGUGAGAUAAUCAUCAGUAACCAUCAGUGCGCUCGGCUCAGAUCUUCAGCUAAAGCGUUGGGACGGUGCACCUUUUAAUGCUUGGGAACUCUAUGCUGGAAAUGGAUGGCUUUCAUGUGACCAUUCGAACCUCAGCAUCUUCUCUCUCAGGAACUUAUGGCAGCGUUUGGAUCUCUUUGGUUGGUACUCUGUGUGAGAGCCCUCCAGUAAGAGUGGAACAGCGUCUCUUGCCAGACUCAACAGGCCUGUACAGUUGUCAUCAAGCCUAAAGAGGAAGUUGGCGUAGUGGUUCUGUUGAAACUCCGUCUUGAGGCGCAGCCUGGCUUUCCAGACCUGGACUGGCACUGUCGGGAUGUGCUGGUCAGAAGGAGUGCUGAGGAUGCCGAGAUGGAGGUUUUUCCUUGUCAUAAAUGGAUAAGGACGGCAGAUGGUUAUGUUGAGCUUCGGAAUGAGAAAGUGUGUCUGAAAAAGGAGGAAACAUUACCAAUCCUAACUGAUCACAGGGAGAGGGAUCUCCAACAUAAACAACAGUUUAUCAGGUGGGGCACAUUUGUUGAAGGUGGUCCUCACUGUGUAGACAUGUCCAGUGUGACAUCUCUAGGACUCAACUUGACUUACGUCCGUAAACGCCCAGUUCACAAUGUGCACUACAUAAAGGGUUUAAUUGAAAGAAAAACAUCUUGGGGCAGCCUACAGGAACUUGAGACAUUCUUCGUUUUCAAUGGAAGGGAGAACACAAUUGCUGGAUAUGUUCAGGCUCACUGGCACGAGGAUGCGUUCUUUGGAUAUCAGUGCCUCAAUGGUUGCAAUCCUUUGUGUAUCAAAAAGAUCCAUAACCUGCCACCUAAUCUGUCUGUCACUUCAGAGAUGGUCAGACCUUUUCUACCAGAGGACUCAUCAUUGGAGCAGGAGAUGGAGAGAGGACAUGUGUAUCUUCUGGAUUAUGAAGUGCUUGAUCAGCUGCCUGCUAAUAUUGUCAAUGGGAAACAGACCUACUUGUCUGCUCCUUUAUGUUUGCUGCAUUACAACAGACAUGGAGAACUAAAGCCUAUUGCUAUACAACUUCAACAGGCUCCUGGUCCACAGAAUCCUGUUUUCUUGCCGUCUGAUGCUGCACCGGAUUGGUUGUUAGCAAAGAUGUGGGUCCGUAAUUCAGAUUUCAUGGUCCAUCAACUACUUUCCCAUUUCUUGCGCACUCAUCUUUUAGGAGAGGUGUGCUGUACCGCCACUCUCAGACAGCUGCCGGAGAUUCAUCCUCUACACCAGCUCCUGAUGCCUCAUAUCCGCAGCACACUUCAGAUUAACAUUCAGGCUAGAGCCACUCUUCUGGCCACAAAAGGUGUUUUCGACAAGUCAAUAGCCUGUGGUCUGGAGGCAAUUCCGCAGCUGAUUGUUCGAGGAACACAACGCCUCCGCUACAGCUCAAUGUGUGUGCCAGAUGACAUUAGAGAGAGAGGUCUUGAUGCACUACCUAUCUGCUAUUACGCACAAGAUGCUCUCAGGGUCUGGGACGCUCUACACAGGUUUGUUGCAAGCUGGAUUCGUUUGUAUUACUGUAACGAUGAGGACAUCCAGCAUGACUGUGAACUACAGAACUGGAUUAGAGAGAUCUUCACGGAGGGAUUCCUCGGCCUCACUCACAUAGGAGUUCCACAGUCAUUUCAGACCGCAUCCGAAAUGUGCAAGUUUGUUACCAUGAUGAUCUUCUCCUGCUCAGCACUUCAUGCAGCUGUGAACUUCUCUCAGCUGGAUUAUAACCUUUGGAUUCCGAACACUCCACCAUCCAUGUCACGCCCCCCUUCUCAGACCAAAAACUCAGUGUCUGAGGAGGACCUUUUCUCCUUCCUUCCGGAGGUGAACUCCUCUUGCCACGUCCUAAGUGUCCUAUCUCUACUGUCACAGCCUGCCAUUGACUUUGUACCCUUGUGCCAUUAUAGUGAGUGGUACUUCUGCAGUGGUGCGACCGUCAAGCUUGUGGAGGAGGUCCAGAGAGAGCUGAAGAUGAUAGCAGAAGAAAUCGCAAACAGGAACAGCCAGCUGGUGUUGCCCUAUCCGUACCUGUCUCCAGACUACAUUGAGAACAGCGUGACUAUUUGAGUUCACUUUGCAGUUGAAUCAUGAAUUAAAAUGUCAGAGUGUAACUGUAAGGCCACGUGUUUACAGUACUACAACUUGGUGUUUUGCCACUGUUCAUCUGCCACUGCAGUUACAAAGUGUAUCCUCAGUGAUAUGUAUUAAAUUUGUGUCUGCAUUUUAAAUGUAUGCUUCUAAGUCACAGUAGAUGUUUUGUCUCAAUUUCAACUAUACUUACAUUUACAGCUUUAAAAGUUUGAGGUUUGAUAUUUUGGGCUUGCUUUCAACAGUAGGCUGCUGUUGAUUAAAAAUCAACUGUGCUGUGUUUAUUACAGGAUCCUAUGAUGAAUAUAUGCAUCAUUCAUUUUCCAAAGACAAUACAAAUAAAAAGUAAUACAAUACCAAAAGG
This is a messenger RNA of Megalobrama amblycephala (Wuchang bream), 2561 nucleotides long. RefSeq lists its product as uncharacterized. Bases 467 to 2176 code for a protein of 569 amino acids. Gene Ontology annotation, biological process: lipid oxidation; linoleic acid metabolic process. NCBI's taxonomy places the organism in Eukaryota, Metazoa, Chordata, Actinopteri, Cypriniformes, Xenocyprididae. Gene Ontology annotation, molecular function: protein binding; iron ion binding; oxidoreductase activity, acting on single donors with incorporation of molecular oxygen, incorporation of two atoms of oxygen. The transcript has 15 exons. The record is from RefSeq and is a predicted model, not a curated record.